Messenger RNA from Fundulus heteroclitus (mummichog), 1670 nucleotides. It is a transcript of the gene fkbp1ab, whose product is annotated as FKBP prolyl isomerase 1Ab. The record is from RefSeq and is a predicted model, not a curated record. Gene Ontology annotation, molecular function: peptidyl-prolyl cis-trans isomerase activity. Bases 106 to 432 code for a protein of 108 amino acids. The transcript is spliced from 5 exons. Lineage: Eukaryota; Metazoa; Chordata; Actinopteri; Cyprinodontiformes; Fundulidae.
GAGAGAGAGAGAGAGAGAGCCACUGGAGGAGCGUACAGACAGACGGGAGGACUGCUUGAGGAGCGCACCGGGUCUUUGGACAGCAGGAAGACGCUCGCCGCUGAAAUGGGAGUCGAAAUCGAGACAAUCAAGCCGGGAGACGGAAGGACCUUCCCCAAAAAAGGCCAGACGUGUGUGGUGCAUUAUGUGGGCACCCUGACGGAUGGAACAAAGUUUGACUCAUCCCGCGACAGGGAUAAGCCUUUCCGGUUCAAGAUCGGCAGACAGGAAGUGAUCCGCGGAUGGGAUGAAGGUGUGGCGCAGAUGAGUGUGGGUCAGAGGGCCAAGCUGACCUGCUCGCCGGACUACGCUUACGGAAGUAAAGGCCACCCGGGCAUCAUCCCUCCCAACACCACUCUCAUCUUUGACGUGGAGCUGAUCUAUUUGGAAUGAAGCCGACCUGCAGCCUGGUGUUUGCGCGUGUUGCUUGUCUUCACACCUGGGUGACCUGAGGAGGAUCUUGGGAAGUCUGCGCUUGAUUUAUUGUUUUCAUCAAUCUGUCUGUUUUUGUUCAGUCACACUCCUCAUCAAAACUUUGGCUCACUACUAUUUAAACCUCAUUUUACAAAAAAUAUUGCUUUGUUUAGAAUCAUGCAUUUUUCAUGAGUGUUUUUUUUUAUUUUGUUUUUUUUUAGAGUUCUGCUUGUGGAGUGUACACUGUGGAGAGUAUAAAAUGCCAAUGCAUCACUAGCAGUAAGGUUCACCAGCCGGUGUGUUCUGGUAUUAUGAAAUUAUUCAGCUUGUUUUAUCAGAAGGAAAGAUGAGCACACAUUUACUAUAUUGAAGGGUUAAAUCAUAUUAGUUUCACCUGAAUUCUAAUAAAAUGGUGCAGCACAGUAAGUGAACCUGCAACUCAAAAUGGAAAUUUCUGCUGAAAACUCCUGCAGUUAUUAUUUCUGUUAAAGUUGCAAACAGAAGAGCAAGAAGAAGCAAUUUGUGGGAGGAAAAAAACAGUCCUAGUUGUAGAUAAGCUUUCAUGUGUGCCUAAAAAUGGUUACUACCUUGCCCUGUCUGCAUGCUAUAGAUCUGAUGGCAACCUUAAUGUGUAACAAGACAAACAUCUGCAUUCAGUUUUGCAUCCUUACUGCCUUUCUAUCUCUUUAAACCCCAUUUAAAGCCAUACCUAAACGUUGCACAAGUAGGAUUGUGUUGAUGCGCAGGAAUUGGAUCCAAUCUUGUUUGAAAUGACUCUGAAAUGCUUGAAAACUUCCAAAUGUGGGCAGAGAUGACUCUCCCUGACUUUAUUUUGUGUAAUGACUUGAAUUAUACAUUUUAUUUGAUGCCAAGUUUCUAUCUUUGAGAAAUGAUAAGGCUGUCCUCUUUAGAGUCACUCUUAGUAAUCCACUGCUCCGCCCAGCAGAAAACAAUGCUGGAGUGGGGGUGGGAUGAAGAAAAAAAAAAUACAACAACAUCCAAGUGUUUUUAUACCUGACAGAACUACUUUUAAAUGGAGUUUAAAUGAACGACUAUGCUGGCUUGGCUCUCUGAUGCUGACUGUGGCUGUCGAUGUUACAUACUUGCCAAGUAUGGCAGCAGAAUGCCUGUACUCUGUAGUGGUGUGCUAAAAUGUUACUGUAUGCAGGCUACACCGACGAUGUACUUAAAAUAAAAGAAAAUAUCCUCCACCUGCC